Molecule: messenger RNA, 2059 nt
Organism: Williopsis jadinii
Lineage: Eukaryota; Fungi; Ascomycota; Saccharomycetes; Phaffomycetales; Wickerhamomycetaceae
Gene: AIM9
Product: Aim9p
Exons: 1
Coding region: 91-1956 (621 amino acids)
Cellular component (GO): mitochondrion
Source: RefSeq, a predicted model, not a curated record
CACAGCGAAAAAUUACACGGGCAUUAGUCCUCAUGGACGUUGCUGACGAGUAAGAGGAGCCGUGAAGAAGAUCAACGCUGCGAUUGUACAAUGCUGUCGCUGACGAGAGUGUAUACACCGGUGCUGAGACACUGUGCUAAGGCUGUUUCGAGACGGUCCGCCGUGGUGUGUCUAGGCGGAGCUGCUGGUGCCCGCUACAUCUCCAGCGAGGCUCCUAAGGAAGUGUUCACCAACAUCAACGACGAGUCUGAUCCGAACAGGGACGCCAUCUUCAAGUACACCUGGGGCACGUGGUUGAAGGACGACGCUGGUGAGAAGAAGAAGAGAUUCACCAAGUUCUCGUUGGUUGGGUUGCAGUCUGUGCUCAAGGAGCUUGUUGAGGAUGCAAAGACACACGCCGACGGUGUCGUUGUUCCACCAAAGACACACGACAGAAACUUCAUCUCUCUGCCACACAACGUGUCUGUGAAGGCCACUGGGACGCUGAACCCGAACGAGGAGCUGGUGAUCAAGCAGCUGGUGUCUAUUCAUGAGGGUAAGCACCAUAGAAUCUACAAAGUGGAGACGAACACGGGCAACAGCUUUGUGCUGAGAGUCCCAUACCCACUGGACUCCGAGUACGCCAUCACCAAGCGUGUUCAGAGCGAGGUUGCCACCAUGGACUUUGUCGACUUGAAGCUGGGUAUCAAGGUGCCAAAGGUGUACGCCUACGGUGCUGACCAGGCGAACCCUGUUGGCUCACCAUUCAUCAUUAUGGAGUUCAUUGAAGGCGAAACGCUUAUGAAGAAGUGGGCUCCAAUGACGCCACACUCCGAGCCAAAGAACAAGGAGAUUGUCGGGCUGGUGAUCAACCCGUUGUCGGAGUUCCAGUCCAAAUUGGCGGAGGUUGAGUUCAACAAGUUUGGUUCCUUGUACUUCUCAGUCGACGCGAAGGACAAAGCCAUGGUGACGGAACCAUAUGACGGCGAGACUGAUGAAAAGUUGCAAGGACGUUGGUUCAUCGGUGCAAGCACCGAGAGAGUGUUCUGGAGAGGAAAGCGUUUGCUCAGAAAGAGCCAGUUCGAGAGCUUGGUUGGUCCUUGGGACGCUGACAAGCCACUGGACAUCGUCAAGGCUGUUGCUGAUAUUGAGCUUGAGAAUGCCAGAACCAAGCUCUCUCUCAUCCAGGCCGAUGCUGCUGGGGUCAAGGAGUCAGAGACAGACUUGAAGAACCAAAUUGAAACGUUUACUCACUUGCAAACCCUGGCUCCCGUGUUGAUCGACACCAAGACACCAAGUGUCAAGAACGUCGGAGCAUUGUUUGCUCCAAGAUUGGCACACACUGACAUCGAUCCUUUGAACGUUCUUGUCAAUGGCGAGGAGUUCACUUUCCUCGAUUUUGAAGCUGCUACGAUCAAGCCAAUCAUGUUCCAGUCCACUCCAAGAUUCGUCGCAUACGAAGACGGCCCAAAGAUUUACGAGUUUGAAAUAGAUGAAGAGAAGUACAACGCACUUGAUGAAGCUGACAAGUACUACUACGACUUUGCAGUCGCACGUACCAGAAACGAGGUUCUGUGGGACCUGGGCCUGGGUAACACUUUCUCCAAGUUGGGAUCAGAGGGAUCUCCAGUGCUCAAGAGAUUGCGUGGUCCAUUGAUCGAGGCGCAAGAGAGAAGAACCUCUCUCGAGACUCCUCUCCUUGACAGAAAGAUUUACGAGUUGUCGAUCCAGUGGCCUCAGUUCUACGAGCACAAGUUCGUGCCAGUACAGGAGUUCCCAGUGGAGCUCAACGCUGAAACUUUCGAACAGCACACCAAGCAGUUGGAAAACUACUACAAGGUGCUAGGUACUGUUCCAUUCGCCGUCACUGGUGGCUGGGUUCCACAGGACUUGUUUGAUUCUUUGAAGUCUCAAGGAGUUAUCAAGGAGUUGGAAAAUGGAGAUUAUGAAAUCAUCCAAGAACAGACCUCUGCCUAAGCUGUUUGCUUCGAUGAUUUCCCUCGUUGUGCUUGUUGUUGCUUUCUUGUAAAUAGAGAUCUCUCCCUGUUUAAUUAUUCCUUUGUAGCCAUGAAAGCAUCCC